This is a messenger RNA of Peromyscus californicus insignis, 9197 nucleotides long. RefSeq names its product doublecortin (gene Dcx). NCBI's taxonomy places the organism in Eukaryota, Metazoa, Chordata, Mammalia, Rodentia, Cricetidae. Gene Ontology annotation, molecular function: microtubule binding. Gene Ontology annotation, biological process: retina development in camera-type eye; axoneme assembly; photoreceptor cell development. The transcript is spliced from 7 exons. Gene Ontology annotation, cellular component: neuron projection; axoneme. The record is from RefSeq and is a predicted model, not a curated record. The coding region runs from base 198 to 1298 and encodes 366 amino acids.
GGGGCUUUCGAGUGAUUUUCAAGCCGAAUGUAACAGAUGUCAAACGGGAAAAGCACAAGGCACACAGCUCUCUUUCUGUGUGUGGCUGUCUCUGUCUUUCUUCUUCUCUUUUAUUUGCCUUAUUCUAUAGGAUUGUUGUCCUCUAAGAUUCUACCUGGGAUUUUCCUCUGGAAAAGUUGCUGCGGUUCAAUCAAAAUAUGGAACUUGAUUUUGGACAUUUUGACGAAAGAGACAAAGCAUCUAGGAAUAUGAGAGGGACACGGAUGAAUGGGCUUCCAAGUCCCACUCAUAGUGCCCACUGUAGCUUCUACAGAACCAGAACCUUGCAGGCACUAAGUAACGAGAAGAAGGCCAAGAAGGUACGUUUCUACCGCAAUGGGGACCGCUACUUCAAGGGGAUUGUGUACGCUGUGUCUUCUGACCGUUUUCGUAGUUUUGAUGCGUUGCUGGCUGACCUGACUCGAUCCUUGUCCGACAACAUCAACCUGCCUCAGGGAGUGCGCUAUAUUUACACCAUCGAUGGAUCCAGGAAAAUUGGAAGCAUGGAUGAACUGGAAGAAGGGGAAAGCUAUGUCUGUUCCUCAGACAACUUCUUUAAAAAGGUUGAGUACACCAAGAACGUCAAUCCCAACUGGUCUGUCAACGUAAAAACAUCUGCCAACAUGAAAGCUCCCCAGUCCUUGGCUAGCAGCAACAGUGCUCAAGCCAGAGAGAACAAGGACUUUGUGCGCCCCAAACUUGUGACCAUCAUCCGCAGCGGGGUCAAGCCUCGGAAGGCAGUGCGUGUGCUUCUCAACAAGAAAACAGCCCACUCUUUCGAGCAGGUCCUCACUGACAUCACAGAAGCGAUCAAGCUGGAAACUGGAGUUGUCAAAAAACUCUAUACCCUUGAUGGAAAGCAGGUCACCUGUCUCCAUGAUUUCUUUGGUGAUGAUGAUGUCUUCAUUGCUUGUGGUCCUGAAAAGUUCCGCUAUGCUCAAGAUGAUUUUUCAUUGGAUGAGAAUGAAUGCAGAGUCAUGAAAGGGAAUCCAUCUGCCACAGCUGGCCCAAAAGCUUCCCCAACACCUCAAAAGACAUCAGCUAAGAGUCCAGGCCCAAUGCGUCGCAGCAAGUCUCCAGCUGACUCAGGUAACGACCAAGACGCAAAUGGAACUUCCAGCAGUCAGCUGUCAACACCCAAAUCGAAGCAGUCUCCUAUCUCUACACCCACAAGCCCAGGAAGUCUGCGGAAGCACAAGGUAGACUUGUACCUGCCGCUGUCAUUGGAUGACUCCGAUUCACUUGGCGACUCCAUGUGAAAGAUGAUAGGCUAUAUAAAAACCUAUCAUUAUAGCAGAAUACUUUCGCUCAAGUGACCAACAAGGCUAUUGGUGCUUAAACAUUUUUGUUGUUGUUGUUGUUGUUGUUGUUGUUGUUGUUGUUGUUUUUCAAAACACUCUGUAGUACAUAGGGUUUAUUUUCUUGUGACUUCUCCUCUGGGCCACUAAUUCACAAUUACCAAUUAUAAGAAAUAGAUUGAUAACCAUCCUUUUGAGUGACUUUUCAGAACUGCCAAAUGUGCUAGUCCAUGACCUUUCUACUGAAUGCUUAGGGGCCUUUGUAUUUUCCCCACUCAAUUUGUUCAGAUAGUAGUCUUUCUUAUGUGGAAGGCUGUUUACAUACAUAUCACUUAAAAUGUUUGUGUGUGGGGGAAACAUUCAUAUGCAGAUCUGAACGUGAAAAACCUAAGUGUCCCUUGCCUCUGUAUCUUCAAAAUGCUGGAGGAUCUCAGGAGGGUGGCAAGUCAGAUCCUUGGCCUCGCUCUUUGCUCUUAAUUGAGCCUCCAGUGUAUUGUCUAGCACUAAUCCUGUCUGUCAAGGAGGAGAAACACCAACUACUUAUAAUGUGACACCAUGUGCUUAGGGCUAUUGUAUAGGGCUAGCUGAAAGAGAUGAGGCAGAAUUGGGUGGAAAACUGCCCAAAUUUCAGUAGGAUUUAUAAAGCACAGUGGAUUCCUAGUCAACUCCUCUAUUGGGGAAAUUUGGAAUCAAUAAAUAAUUGAUGAGUUUGGGCAAGUGAUGUCACAUAUAUGGUUCCUCCAGGAGGCUUUCCAACAAAGUUAGUACAUGAAUAGUAUGGUAUCCAUCUAGUUCUGUUCUAUUGAAUGCCUUGUAAACAACCAACCCUACAAACACUGUGAGAUUUUGUUUUCAGGUCUGACACCUUUUGGUCGCUUUUUAUAGCAAGAAACCAUAUCCUUUUUAUAAAAACUCAAGUCUGUAUUUCAGGAGCAAAACUCUUCAGGCUCCUUUUUUAUAAACUGGUGAUUUUUUUCCUUUGUCUAAAAAACACAAGCAGAAAAUUUACUAAAAAAAAAUGCAGAAGAAUACUGUAGUUUAGAAAUCACGCUCUCACUGCCAAACAGAAAACUCCAGGAGAAAACACAAUGACUAGAGGCCAAUUCAAUAGAAUCAGUCUUUUGAUACCUUUUUAACAGUUACACUUACAGUAAUAAUUUCAAUGUGGACCAGACAUCCUAAUUAUAUUUUAAAUGAAAUGUUAUGGCAUAUUUUAAGUAACUCUUUUUUAUCGAUAAUCCUAAUAUUUCAUACUGAAGAUACAGAGACGUUUCACGUGUCUUUAACAUUAGAAAGGGUUUCUCUUUAUUAUGGAUUAAUCACUUGAAAUAACUCUUAGUCUUUGAGGUUUAUAACACUGAUUUUUGUCUGUAAUCAUAGCCCAUAAUAGCCAAGACAACUAAAUUUAGGUGAAAGCCAUGCAUGCCAAGUCUGUGUUUGAUUUUAAUAGGUAGGAAGAUUUCCUUUAUUUCUUUGUAAUUGUUUGAUCAGUUAGUUUGAAAGAAGCAUCAUUCAAAGCCAUGAUGUUUGGCUUCUGAAUGAUACGCAGUAGUCCCUCCAUUCUAAGUAGAAUGCGUGUGGGGUUCCUGUGUGUGUGUGUGUGUGUGUGUGUGUGUGUGUGUGUGUGUGUGUGUAGGCUGUUUCAUAAUUAGGAAAUACUGCAGGACAACUCAACAUGGAUUGAUGGCGACUUGGUGGUAUUGCUGAUGUGCAGGGGAAAAUAGAUGGGCGGGGUAGCUAGAGAGCCCCUUGAUAAUUUUCAGAUGUCCUUAAUUACAAGAUUACAAAAAACAUUGUUUUUCUUUGGUUCAGGAGAAGUGAGAUGAUGGGAGUUCUGGUUUCUGGUUAAACUGGCCAUUGAAGAACCCAAAAUGAUGAGGUUUUGCUCUUGCCCUUCCUUUAUUUGUAUACCCACAUGAAAUGAUUAAGAAGCCCAUUUGACUUAGCCCCCAUUUCUUUCUAGAAGCUCAGUGUGUUCUUAGUGCCUCCCAGAACAUUUGCGUUAAUUAGGGCAAAUUCGUUAUUGGGGAUGGAUAGAAAUAAUGGUGGGAGGUCUAUUUUUAAUCUCUGGGCCAGGUCCUCCAACACACUCUACGUCGGUCUUUCAGCAAAUCACUUGUAGUCCCCUGUCUUCAUUUAAGAUGAGAACAUGAAGAUCCAGACAGCUUAAUGAGCUGCUAGCAGAGAAAAUUCAAAGUUCCUCAUGCCCAUGCUUCUUGGUAGUUGUCUAAGUAUUUUCUUACUUGUGGCAUAUACAACACUAGAAAAUACGUUGGACAUAUUUUCUUUAGAAUGUUCUUGGAACAGACACUCUUCUAUAACAACAGUGCCCUUUCUGUCCAUCUUUGAACUAACUACAAGGAAAUCUUUUACAAAUAUUUUUCAUUUAUAGGCAUGCACAUAUAUACAUGUAAGAACACAUUUUGUUUUUACAGCUACUUCAUGUGGCAGGGCUUGGUAUAGUUGAAAACUCAAAUCUCCAAUAACUUCAUUUAAAAUUGGCUCAUAUUUAAGUAAAUUUUUUUUGCAGAACUGGGCUCAUAUAUCCCCCUUAUUCAUUUCCAAUUUUAUCACUUUAGACCCAUUGUGUUGAGUAUGCAUGGUCAGCAAGCAUUUGCCACCGCUUCCCAUAAUGUCUCCCUUUCUAUCACACACACACACACACACACACACACACACACACACACACACACACACACACACACACACUCCAUGUUGCUUGUUCCUACCUCCUGACUUUUCUUCCCCACAGAAGUAGAAAUAGAGGCAAAAAGGGAAAUGUAUAUAUAGGGGCUGGGUUGACAACUAACUUCAUAAGUAGUGGUAAUUAGAAUUAGUGAGAGAAAAGCUUUUCUCUCAUAACUGUUUUGGAAAGGAUAGCCAUUAGCAUGACUGCUGUGUGUCCUUACGGACUUAGUAUUAGCCUAGAAUGAAUCAUAGCAUUUUCUAGCUGGAAGGAAGCUUAAGAUCACAUCAUCUGCUCCAAAUUCUUCAUUUUCUUAAGGCCAAGAAACAGAGAAAGAAGUAAAGUAAUUUCACCCCAAGGUCGCACAGCUGCCUGUUGGCAGUGUUGGGAUUAGAACCUACACCUCUUGGCUCUUAUUCCAGGGUCUUUUCCAACUAGCCAGUAUUGUCUUCUGUGAGGCUCCCGAAAAUUCUUUCCCAGGGUCAUGUUGCAUCCUGGAUCCAUAUGCUACUUUGUUGAUCUCAGCAAGAAAUCCACUUAGCAACCUAAUCUGGUCCUUUCUCCUCACAUUCUCAUUGUUUCAUCCACAUGGGUUGCAGAUAGCCCCAAAGAAAGUGAGGACCGGAGGGUUGAUGCCCCACCUUCCAAAUACCCACCUCCCAUCUCCUGCUCUGUCCAAGUGGAAUGGAAAAUGACUACUUUUCACCUUAUCAGCUUCCUUCAAUGUCGUUUCACACUCAUUAUUUCUCCCAGGAUAAGGGAGUUGUUUCUUGUUUCCAGAGCAGAGAAAAUAAGAAAUGUAGAGCGAUAGCUUUGUUUAUUCUGAUUUUCUGAGAUGACUUUUUUUUAUCAUUUUAAAAACUAGCCUCACUAGCAUUUCUACUAACAACAAUUUCUUUAAAAUAUGGUAGUGAGCCAAGCUAGAGAAAGAUAGUCAAGUCUUGUAACUGUCCUCAGUCUCAAUGUCCCCAUAGCCACACUACUCUGAUGUAAACAAUUUUCAAGUAUAAGCAAGUAGUUUUGUCACUAAAUUGUCCCCUGACCAUUAAAUAUUGGUUCUUUGUACUUGUACCAAAAUAGCACAUGGUAACCUUACACAUUAUAUUAUAUUCUAGCUCUUUGUAUAGCCUAUUUUUGUGGCUUUCCAUGACAGAAAUUAGGACAACAUGAUCUGUACGUAUGGGUUUCUUUGCAGCAAGGCUCUCUGGGAACUAAUUAAAAUUAAUUGAGCUCUAAAAGACCUCUUAACUAGAUAUACCCAAGUUCAGGAACUCUUUUCUCCUCCUCUCCAGUUGGGAGUGACCAAGGAAUCCUAAAGUGGGUGUGUAGCUUCUAUAUUCUGGAUACUUCUUAGAAUCAUCCAGCCCAAAUUUAAGGCAAGUAACACAGUGCUUGUUUUGUAUAAAAGUGUGUGUCCAUCCCCAUUCUCUUCAAUAUUCUAGGUAGAGAUUCCACCAUUCCCUCUCACAUUUGCUUCCAGAUGGGUUUCCCUUUUAGAAAACAAAGAAGUAAUACAAACCCUUUGGAUGGGAGAAGUAGCAUGUCCAUGUGUCGCAAAUGAGCUUCUGCAAUGAUGAGAAUAUUUCAAGAGACUAGGCUGCCUAAGGAACAACUGUGCUAAGAGAGACUUCUCUAGCAGAAGCUCCAUGACAGUGUAGCUUUACUGACUUUCUUCACCAUGGUCUAGUUUACUAUGGAAAUAAAAGGCACUGGAUAUUUCUCUUUUCUUUCUUUUUUAAACUGGUGGUUGGAGCUUGUUCUUGGCAACAGAGGUCACUUGGAGCUAUAUCUAGGCCUCAUUUAUAUAUUGCCUUCACCAUAUUAAGAGGUUUAGCUUCUAGGCUCAAACUGGUUUCCUAUGAGGGUCGGGGUUGGGACUUGAGAGAUAGCUCAGCAUUUUAGAGCACUGGCUACUCUUCCAGAGGACCCAGGUUAAAUUCCCAGCACCCACCUGGCAGCUCACAACUGUCUGUAACUCCAGUUCCAGGGGAUCAGACAUGCAUGAAUGCAGGCAGAACACCAAUGCACAUAGAAUAUUUUUUUAAAAAAGGUCAGGGGUGUCUUGGAGUUCAUAUAGGGGCGUAGGAGAGUCUAUAGUCCUAUGGUUUAGACUUCAAGCUCUGAGAGAAGAAGGGAUGAGUAUUGACCUGGCCAUUUAAAAUAUGUCAGAAGUCAUCUAAGACCUCUUUUGUAACAACAGAACCCUGAAAAUGCUAAGGCUGCUGGAUUUCUUUCCAAGUCUGGAAUUUAGAAGCUGCUAUGUUUCUGCAUCUGCCCUACUGAAAACACACAUGUAGUACCACUCACUGUUCUGAGAAUCAUGCAGAUUUCCUCUUCUUUAAAAGCAUGGCCACCUGGAGCAUGGAGAGGUCACUGACUUUUCGUGCUUCCUUUUUGGUUAGAGAGGCAUCUCCCUUGGGGACAAAAUGGAGUUUCCUUAGCCAUCACACCAAAGGCCUCAUUUAUUCUUUCCAUCUAGCCUCUUAGUAUUGCUUUGCAUAUCUCCUCUUUAAGGAUCGAUGCAGAGAUCACGCUUUUGCCAAGCUGCUGUGAGAUUGGCUAUCAUUUGGGAAGCGAAGUGUUCCUUAGUUUACUGGUAUCAAAAUCUUCCGGAAUUAGAGGUGGUUUUCCCCCUCUAUCUGGGGUAUUUGGAGCUAGGGUAGUAGAGAAUUCUCAUGGGAAAGUGAGGCACUUUCCUGCUUGGGUUCGAAGGGCAGGUGAGUUGGAAAAGGUCAAAUAGAACACAGAAGUCAGAAAAGAAAAUCUCGUAAACGAAAGCAAAGACCUGAAAGCAUUGGAAUUUCUCAUUUCUGGACAAUAACUCAAGGAAAUAAGUGGCUUUUUGUCAUUCUACUUGCUGUUUCCUUUCCCCAUCUAGCUGCCUCAGUUUAAACUCUGCUAUCAAUCUCUCAUUCCAUAGUGAAAAAACACCCAUUCUUUGACUUACACAGUCCUUCCCCUUAUUUUGGAAUCCUUUGCUUCUUCCCUGCCUCACUACUGGGUAUAUGCCUCUUAGCUUGUAAGUUUUGCCUUGGGAUAGAAGAGAAAUUGUUUUCAGUCUCAAAAAUUUCAGGUCCUACCCUAUUAAGCCACAAGUAGGUUGGUGGAAAUCAACAUGAUUUUGGCCCUUUCUUCUUUUCUGUUUUAGUCUCAGCAGAUCUUUUCGAGCAUCGUUCUUACAGCUCAUGGAUGUUUAGGUCCUUACCUUCUAAGCAAGCAUUGUACAGAACACUUUGUGCUUCUUUUUUAGUCUGCCAUUUCGUGCAACAGUGUAGUGUGCUCAGAUAAAUAAUCAGCUGAACAGGAAAAAAAAAUCCACCCAUCCAUUCAAAUUGGCUAGAUAGUCUUACUUGAUUUCAUUUAAUUUGCUCAUAGUUUUAAAUAGCUGCAAAAUAAUAUCACGAGAGACCACAGGUAAUUGUUCCUGUCGUUUGGUUAGGUUGAAUGGGGAGGGGAAGCAGGAACAAUUUGUUCAAACUUUUACCACUACUCAUUAAGCUCUCUGUUAUAACAUUAUGAUCUGUUUCUGCCUGUUGAAUUGUUUAAGCUAAACUGGUAGGCAAAUGAGUUUAAUCUAAGCAAAAGAGUAUUUAACAAAUCCAGACUACAGAAGAAACUACUUAGUUGAAAUGCAUUUGUCCUUCUGAUCCUAGAUUUCCCUAAACAUUUUCCUUUUUAACACCAACUGUUCAUGAUCCAUCACAGGCUUUCCUUGUGUGAGUAAUUAGUGGGCUUAAGAAGCCUGCUAAUUAAUUCAACAGAGUGCACAACCUCGGGAGUGUCACUGCUUGGCAAUAACAUAUUCAUUGCCCAAUUUUUCAGUGACUUUUCUUUCUAAAUUCUCUUAAAGAUGUUUGAGAAAGUAAGAGGUUAUGCUAAAAUACAUGCAGUGUUUGGUAGUGUAUUAUAUUGCAGCAUUAAGCCAACAACCCCUUAUGACUUGUACACAUCUAAUGCAUGGUUUGAGACUGGAGUUUGCAUUUUUCAUGUGCAGUAAAUUAUUUAAAAUGUUUUUGGUCACCUUUUUGUGCCAUUAAACUUGUACAGAAAAUGCUUUUAUGGCCAUUUUCAAAGGGAGAAAGUUUAAAAUGGAAACAGCCCACCCUUUCUGCCCUAUAGCUGUAGUUAGACUUGAGUAACUGUAGCAGAACAGCUGUAAUUGGUGGUUGUAGUGUUAGAGGUGUUAGCUUGCUAGUGACUACCUUUGGAGAGUAAAUGCAUGGUCUUGUACAUCACAUUUCUUAAAUAACUCAUUUUAACCUCUGAAAAGAAUAGAUUAUCCCAUGUGGCCCUCUUCCCUCUCUCCAUUCCCUGCUCCCAGGUAUCUUACAAUUAACUGUAAAUAACUGAUUUAGGGGCCAAGAAUUCUUGCCAAGUAAACUCAGCAAAGAGCAAAUAAACCAAGAUUGGGGGAAGGGUUGAGAAGAAUUUUACAACAAUUUAUCAGAAGUUUUUGACCAUUUCUCAAGGAAUGGCGUGGUGAUCAAAGACUCACCUCUCUUUUACACAAAAAUCAGGAAAAUUGGGAGUGUCUUUGCCAGUUUGCAUUACAGAAUUGAAUUAAUUCUUGGAAUCACAUAACCCAAAGAUGUCCCUGAUACCUGCGUUAGUUUUGAAGUAUCUGGAGACAUCAGACCAAUAAUUAUUGGGGAAGAAGAAAAGCAAAACAGAGACAUACAACACAUAUAUAGGGGUUUCAGCUACCCCUCAGUCAGUAAAGCCAAGGACAUGAUGUGUUUAGAUGUAUUGCUGUCUUUUUCCCUGGUAACACAGCACACUCUUGGACUGUGGUGAUGCAAAGGCAGUGUUUCAAGAAGACACUCUCUUUUUGGUUUACUGGUCUCUCUUGGACUGGUAUGUUAGGCAAGGCCCAUGUAAGCUGGUUAGAGCAGACCCCUUAUAACUCCUGUGACUGUUAAUCUCCCCCACCAUAAUUUGAUGAGGGCUCUUUGGUUUGAGGACUUCAAGGUUGCCUAGGGAAGUUCCCCAUGUGUGUGAGGUGUUGUGAACUGUGAACACUGUGCAUAUGCAGUGUUCAAUGCUGGGCAGCCAAAGAGCUGUUCUUGCAAUCUUUUUUGGCUCUCGAGCUCUGUUCUCCAUCACAUUCUCAUUUCUGUGUACAUUUGCAAGAUGUGUGUAAUGUCAUUUUCCAAAAAUAAAAUUUGAUUUCAAUA